GCCAGGGCUGGGGGAAAGUCAGGCUGGAACUACUUUUCAUCUCUUCUCUGUGCAGUCUCAGUCCUGUUGCUCGUUGGCCUCCGUGCAGCUCACUGGUCCCCAUGCCACUGUGGGCUCAGCUUCCUCUCUGAGCAAACAAACUUGAUAUUCCCUGGGUGCUAGGAGAGCAGGGGGCAUUCCUCUGUCACUCUGUCCCCUGCUUCCCUCUUGCCUUUGGAGUCCUCGCUCUAGCUGUCAUCCCUCUCAUAGAAUCAUAGAAUGUACUGAGUUGGAAGGGACCCAUCAGGAUCAUCAAGUCCAAGCCUGCAGAGGACACAAGAAUCCCACCCUGUGCCUGAGAGCAUUGUCCAAACAUUUCCUGAACUUGGACAGGCUUGGUGCUGUGACCACUUCCUGUUCCACUGGUCUGCCACCCUCUAGGUGAAAAACCUUUUCCUGAUAUCUAAGGUUCCCGACCACCUUCCCUGGGUUUUCAUGCUGAAUCAGGAUCGUGUUAACUAAAGAUGGAAACACUGGAGUCAGAAUUGACCUGCCCAAUCUGCCUGGAGUUAUUUGAGGACCCCCUCCUGCUGCCCUGUGCCCACAGCCUCUGCUUCAGCUGUGCCCACCGCAUCCUGGUGUCCAGCUGCUCCUCCAGCGAGUCCAUCGAGCCCAUCACCGCCUUCCAGUGCCCCACCUGCCGCUAUGUCAUCUCCCUCAACCACCGGGGCCUGGAGGGCCUCAAGAGAAAUGUGACCCUGCAGAACAUCAUCGACCGCUUCCAGAAGGCCUCCCUGAGCGGCCCCAACUCCCCCAGCGAGAGCCGCCGCGACAGGACCUACCGCAACAGCCCUACCAUGUCCGUGGCCAGCGAGAGGAUCGCCUGCCAGUUCUGCGAGCAGGAUCCGCCCCGGGACGCCGUCAAGACCUGCAUCACCUGCGAGGUGUCCUACUGUGACCGCUGCCUGCGGGCCACCCACCCCAACAAGAAGCCCUUCACCAGCCACCGGCUGGUGGAGCCGGUGCCCGACGCGCACUUCCGUGGACUCACGUGCCUGGAGCACGAGAACGAGAAGGUGAACAUGUACUGUGUGGCUGACGACCAGCUCAUCUGUGCCUUAUGUAAACUGGUGGGCCGCCACCGGGACCACCAAGUGGCAUCGCUCAGCGAUCGCUUCGAGAAGCUGAAGCAAACCCUGGAGACGAAUCUCACCAACCUGGUUAAACGCAACAGCGAACUGGAAAACCAGAUGGCCAAGCUGAUACAGAUCUGCCAGCAAGUGGAGGUGAACACAGCCAUGCACGAGGCCAAGCUGAUGGAGGAGUGUGAUGAGCUGAUGGAGAUCAUCCGCCAGCGCAAGCAGGUCAUCGCUGUCAAGAUCAAGGAGACAAAGGUGAUGAAGCUGCGGAAGCUGGCUCAGCAGGUUGCCAACUGCCGGCAGUGCCUUGAGCGCUCCACGGUCCUCAUCAACCAGGCCGAGCACAUCCUGAAGGAGAACGACCACGCACGGUUCCUGCAGACCGCCAGGAACGUGGCUGAGAGGGUCGCCAUGGCAACUGCAUCCUCACAAGUUCUGAUACCAGAUAUCAAUUUUAAUGAUGCCUUUGAAAACUUUGCUUUAGAUUUUUCCAGAGAGAAGAAGCUGCUGGAGGGGCUGGAUUAUCUAACGGCACCGAACCCACCGUCGGUCCGCGAGGAGCUCUGCACGGCCUCGCACGACACCAUCACCGUGCACUGGAUCUCGGAGGACGAGUUCAGCGUCAGCUCCUACGAGCUCCAGUACACCAUCUUCACCGGCCAGGCCAACUUCAUCAGUCUCUACAACUCCAUGGACAGCUGGAUGAUCGUCCCGAACAUCAAGCAGAACCACUACACGGUGCACGGGCUCCAGAGCGGCACCCGCUACAUCUUCCUGGUGAAGGCCAUCAACCAGGCGGGCAGCCGGAACAGCGAGCCCGCCCGCCUCAAGACCAACAGUCAGCCGUUCAAGCUGGACCCCAAGAUGGCUCACAAGAAGCUGAAGAUCUCCAACGAUGGGCUGCAGAUGGAGAAGGAUGAGAGCUCCUUGAAGAAGAGCCACACUCCGGAGAGGUUCAGUGGAACGGGCUGCUACGGGGCAGCCGGCAACGUCUUCAUCGACAGCGGCUGCCACUACUGGGAGGUCGUGGUGGGAUCCUCCACCUGGUACGCCAUCGGCGUGGCUUACAAGUCGGCCCCCAAAAAUGAGUGGAUCGGGAAGAACUCCUCUUCCUGGGUUUUCUCCCGCUGCAACAACAACUUUGUGGUGCGGCACAACAACAAGGAGAUGCUGGUGGAGGUGCACCCGCAGAUGAAGCGCCUCGGCGUCCUCCUGGACUAUGACAACAACGCGCUCUCCUUCUACGACCCGGCCAACUCCCUCCACCUCCACACCUUCGAGGUCUCCUUCAUCCUGCCGGUGUGUCCCACCUUCACCAUCUGGAACAAAUCCCUGAUGAUCCUCUCGGGGCUGCCUGCCCCGGAUUUCAUUGAUUACCCCGAGCAGCAGGAGUGUAACUGCCGGCCCCAGGAGUCCCCGUACGUGUCAGGAAUGAAAGCCUGUCACUAGGCUGCCCAGGCCUACCCGUGCCCCGUGGCAGCUCUGGCUGUGCUGGUGGGUGCUGGUGGUCGGAGCCGCCUGCUGGGAGCCUGCUGGCAGCCGUGCCAGAGAGCCACCGUGCCACCCCAGCAAUCGAGCGCCAUCCACAACCAGCUCCGUCUUGUUUUAAGGGAAAAGUGGAAGAACCUCAAACCGCAGCUGGAAAUAAACUGCUGGUGGUGAGCUCUGGCGUGCGUGAGAGCAGCUGGAGCAGCACCUUGGCAGUGGCUCCCGUCCCUCCCCAAGUGGAUUGUCACCUGUCUUCCUUUCAGGGGCUGGAAAGGCUGGGGUGGGGUUUGAGGUGACCUGAGGUGCCGUGGUGGUCAGGGGACAGCUCGUGUGUCCCAUGAGGCACAGGUUGGGACAGAAAGGAUGGGUUCUGGAGCCCACUGGCAGCUGGUCUGGGGAACUGCAGCCACUGAGCAGCGCUUUCCAGGGAGAUCUUUCUGUGUGGCUGAGGCUCAGUAGCUUCCCUGGUGGGGUGAAUAAUGCAUGGAGCCCUUGGGCUUGGUGAGCGCUGGCGUGGUGGAUGAAUGGUGGUUAUGUGGUGGAUGCUGGUUAUGUGGUGAGGAGGGUGAUUAUGUGGCAAAUGGUCUCUGAGAGCAGAGGCAGCACUGAGGACGGUCCCACUGCCUGUCCAUGCUGCAGCUGGCAUGUUCCUGAACCAUUUUCUGGGUUUGCAGUCCCACAGGGGAGAGCCACAGAUCCCCACCUCACCACAUCUCCUGCUUUGGGAGCUCCCCAGUAGCCAGGGAGGUCUGCAUCCCUGAGGAGCCUCGGCCCCUGGCAUGGAGGUUUGGCAGCUGCUCCUUCCCAGUGCGGGGUGCAGACGGUGGUGCCCUGCUCCAUUAGUGCCCUGUCUGGUGUCCUAGCAGAAAAACACUCAUCUUCCUGCUCUGAGCCCACAGUAGAGUCCUGCCUGAAGAUCAUUUCUAUGUUUUAUGACCCAAAUCUCAAUUUAUGACCCCAGAUCUUGGCUUCUGGUUUGUUCUCCACCAUGCCAGGGGAUUGGACUGGGUGAAUUUUAAAGGUCCCUUCCAGCCCAAACUAUUCCAUGAUUCAGUGGUGGAGGGAGCACAGACAUCCUGUUUACUCUGUGGCAAUGGACUGGAGCCCCAGGGGCUCCAUGCUCUGGUUACUGGGAGCUCCAUCCUCAGCCCAGUUCUCUUCAACAUCUUAAUUAACAGCUUGGAUGCAGGACUCAAAGCAAUACUAAGUAAGUUUGCUGAUGACACUAAACUGGGAGGAGCUGUCGAUUCCCUCGAGGGCAGAGACACCUUGACAAAUCAGAGAGAUGGGCAAUCACCAACCAUGUGAAGUUUAACAGGGGCAAGUGCCUGGGGCAGGGCAACCCUGGUUGUGUGUAUAAACUGGGGAGUGAGAGGUUAGAGAGCAGCAUGGCAUCCCUCCGUGUCUCCAGGCUGCAGUUUUUGGGAAAGGGAGGCAGGUGGCACCUUGGGGAAGGAUCUGCCGCCUGCCCUGCUGAUCCAAGAGGGGUUUCUCUCUGAUCCAGGCUGCUUUCCAGUGGUGCCUGGCAGGGCCAGCACGGGGGAUACAUCCCUCCCUGCUGAGCGGACGGAGCAGGUCCGUUUGCUUCUCCCAGCUCCAGGGCACAAGUGGAGUUGCAGCAGGGGUGCAUCUGCUGUCCCCACAGCCCAGCACACAACCCUGGUUCAUUCUGGGAGGUUGUCACCCUUCUCAGUUGGAUGUUUUUCAUGGGAAACUGUCAUGGAAGUCCCUUCCCCAUGCUGUGGUCCCAUCUGGGGCUGCUCAUGCUGUGUCACUCUCAGACGGAUGCCAAGCACUGGAGAUGGAUGCUGGCGCUGGCAGUCGAGCUCCCUGCUGGCACUGGCACCACUGGGAUGGGCCCAUGGAGGACUCAGCACAUCUUCAGCUCGGAGGCCAUGAGCCCUUAACGUGACGUUUGCACGUGAUGAAAUUGCACUAAUUACAGGGACCCCCCACAGGCGUCUCAGACAAGGCCAGGCGGGAGGGCGGCGGGGGGAGCUGGAGGAGCCCUGCACCCUGAGCAGGCAGCUCCAGGGCUGGGGGCCUUUCCCAGUCACCCACAUUGUCCUCUCCUGGUGCUCUCCGAGUGUCACCGGGAGUUGGGGAGCAGCAGCCCCAUCCCAGGGCCCUGCUCAGGACGUGAUUCAGGGGCAGGACAUGGGGGUGGUCUGGGGUGCUGCUGCCAGCUCCUCUGCUCCUGGUGGCACAGUUGUACAGAUUUGGGAUGUGUGAGCUCCUGGCUCCCCUCAGCCUCCGCUUCCACAUGUAACAUUCCUGCUUCGGUUUUAACUGGGGGGAGGGUUGUUGUUUCUGUUGGGUUUUUUCCCCUUUCUGUUGGGUUGUUUGUUUGGGGUUUUUUUUUGGCAACUUCUUUGUUAAUGUGUAUAUAUA
This is a messenger RNA of Myiozetetes cayanensis, 4997 nucleotides long. RefSeq names its product midline 2 (gene MID2). Gene Ontology annotation, molecular function: zinc ion binding; protein binding. The record is from RefSeq and is a predicted model, not a curated record. NCBI's taxonomy places the organism in Eukaryota, Metazoa, Chordata, Aves, Passeriformes, Tyrannidae. The coding region runs from base 504 to 2567 and encodes 687 amino acids. The transcript has 10 exons.